This is a messenger RNA of Cryptomeria japonica (Japanese cedar), 630 nucleotides long. RefSeq lists its product as uncharacterized. Gene Ontology annotation, molecular function: nucleic acid binding; RNA-DNA hybrid ribonuclease activity. The coding region runs from base 1 to 630 and encodes 209 amino acids. The transcript has 2 exons. The record is from RefSeq and is a predicted model, not a curated record. Lineage: Eukaryota; Viridiplantae; Streptophyta; Pinopsida; Cupressales; Cupressaceae.
AUGGUUGAUCCGAAGUUGAAAGGAGAGUACUCACAAGAGCAAAUGGUGAGAGUUAUAACAAUUGCUCUACUGUGUGUAAAAGCAUCUCCAUCCCAGCGUCCAAGUAUGACCCAAAUUGUAUCAAUGUUAACAAGUAACUCAGAGAUAACUGAUCAGCCUACCAAACCGGCGUUUCUAGAAAGUAAUGUAAAUGACAGAACUCCAACUUCUUCGUCAAGGGAUUCAGCAGGAUCUCAUGGAUCUGUUAAUGGCAACCCAGGGCAAGCUAGGAUAGGAUGCGUUGUUCAUAACUGGGAAGGCAAGGAAAUAGCAUCCCUUGCCUCUCUGGAUGGCAUCAAUACAAACAAUUGGGCAGAAUUGAUGGCCUUGGUGGAAGGCUUUCUUUUAUGCAGGAAACUUGAAGCUAAAUGCUUAGAUAUUGAGGGAGAUUUGGCUAUAGUUGUCAAUGCUCUAAGAAAAGGAAGCAUGCCCAAUUGGAAACUUAAUACCUUGCUAUCAAAGGCUAUAGACCUAUGCAAAAGUCUUGAUAGGUUUACAGUUAAUCAUAUCUAUAGGGAAGGUAAUAAAAGGGUAGAUGAGCUAGCCAACUUAGGGGCUGAUGGCAUCAAGCUCCUGUCUAUGCCAACCUGA